CGUCAUUAAAGGCUCGGCGGGCUGGACUAGCGGGCAUCAUUCCCGGCUGGAGCCAUGGCCACCUGCCUGCAGCUCUACACCGGGGCCAGGAUGCCCCUCGUGGGGCUGGGCACAUGGAAGUCUGCAGCUGGGCAGGUAAAAGCUGCAGUGAUGGCUGCCAUCGAUGCCGGGUACCGCCAGUUUGACUGUGCCUACGUGUACCAGAAUGAGAGUGAGAUUGGGGAGGGGAUCCAGCAGAAAAUCAAGGAAGGUGUUGUGAAAAGAGAAGAUCUCUUCAUUGUCAGCAAGCUGUGGUCCACUUUUCAUGAGAAGUCUCUGGUGAAGGGAGCCUGCCAGAAGACUCUUGCUGACCUGAAAUUGGAUUACCUGGAUCUCUACCUCAUGCAUUGGCCUCUGGGGUUCAAGGCAGGAGAGGAGCUGUUUCCUGCAGAUGACAAAGGCAUGGCUAUACCCAGCAACACAGAUUUUCUAGAUACAUGGGAGGCCAUGGAGGAGCUGGUGGAUGCUGGCCUGGUAAAAGCCAUUGGAGUCUCCAACUUCAACCACGAGCAGAUGGAAAGGAUCUUGAACAAGCCAGGACUGAAGCACAAGCCUGCAAACAUCCAGAUCGAGUGCCAUCCAUACCUCACCCAGGAGAAGCUGGUGAACUACUGCCAGUCCAAAGGGAUUGCUGUGACAGCCUACAGCCCCCUGGGCUCUCCUGACAGACCAUGGGUUAAGCCAGAGGAUCCUUCCCUUCUGGAUGACCCCAAGAUCAAGGAAAUUGCAGCCAAGCACAACAAAUCCACAGCCCAGGUUCUCCUUCGCUUCCAGAUCCAGAGAAAUGUGAUUGUGAUUCCCAAAUCUGUCACCCCACAGCGCAUUGUGGAGAACUUCCAGGUGUUUGACUUCAAACUGACCAAAGAGGAGAUGGCAACUAUUUUCAGCUUUAACAGAAACUGGAGAGUCUACACAAUGAGCAUGGGCAAAACUCACAAGGACUACCCAUUCAAUGCAGAAUACUGA
Molecule: messenger RNA, 1005 nt
Organism: Serinus canaria (Common canary)
Lineage: Eukaryota; Metazoa; Chordata; Aves; Passeriformes; Fringillidae
Product: aldo-keto reductase family 1 member B1-like
Exons: 10
Coding region: 55-1005 (316 amino acids)
Cellular component (GO): cytosol
Molecular function (GO): aldose reductase (NADPH) activity
Source: RefSeq, a predicted model, not a curated record